AAAAAAAACAUAACUCAUAAAUUGAUGAGGUAAUUAUUAUUAUUUUUAUCUCGAAACAUUCAAAUACAACAAAGACAUUAACUGUUCACUGCAUGUUAUAUCUAGUCCACAUACAUAUAUAUAUAUAUAUAUAUAUAUUCAAUUCAAGAGCGUCAACAGGGCCAUGGCAUAGUUGGUAGUAUAUAUACACACAUAUAUAUAUAAUAAAUAUAAAAACAUAUAUAUCUACACACAUAUAUAUGCAUAUAUAAACACAUAUAUACAUAUACACACAUAUACAGACAUAUAUAUGCACACACAUAAAUAGAUACACAUAUAUAUAUAUAUAUACACAUGGUUUGUUUGUUUGCUGUUUGUACAUGCUAUUGCCACUGUUGACCAUAUCUGCAUUUCUCUGAUGUUUGGUUGAUGGUUUCCUGCUUUGACCUCUCAGGUCAGAUGUAAGAUACAUGUUGCCCCAGGGCCUCUGUGCAAUGACUUUAAAGUUGAAUCUGAAUAUAUAUAUACACAAACAUAAAUACACUUAUAUACAUAGAGGCUUUUCGUAUUGUUGUUUACAUACAUUGGCUGCUGUGAGGCCCAAUCCGAAGCUGAUCAGCUGUUCAUCGAUCACACAUCUCUGUUUUUAUUUCUCGUGAAGAUUGACGCCUCCUGACGGCGGUCUGACGCGUCACGUACUCCGACUCAUCGUCCAAUCAGAAACGACGCUCUGUUCCGUUUCAUUUGAGUGACGGAGCUUCCUGCCAACGGCGGUGCGCCUGCGCAGGUAGCAGGGUUGUGGGGGGCGGGGCUAGGCAUCGCUCGGAACACAGCGGAAGAAAAUGGCGGCCGUGGCUGCAGAGCCAGCAGCUGCAGCGGUUCCGAGUACAAAAAUAACCGCGGAGACGGACGAUGAAGGCUCGGCAGAACCGGGUCCUCUUGGUCUGGGAUUCCCAGGAGCCCUGCUGGAGACUGGCCCGGCCGUGGAGACGGUCGUCCGCCCGGGGGAGGGCGGUGGGGAAGAGCGCCGCCAUGUCAGGCCGGAGUCCGCGGCGGGAAACGCGCUCUCCGAUGGCCCCGGUAGCGACGACCGGACCGGUACUGGCCCUAUGGACCGCUUCAGUCCCGGGGUUCCGAUAGACUCAGAGGGCGUUUACCGCAGCACCCUGGCGGACCCGCAGCCCGCAGCCGUGUUUCUGCACUCUGUACCGGAUCCCCCCCCCCUCACCGAGGCCGGCUUGUCUCUAGCGGAACCGGCGGAGCCGGACCGGGCCGAGACUGCGGACAGAGAACGGAGUUACAGAGUCCAACCGGAGUUAAGGCAAACGGUCCCAGCGACCGAGGAGCUCCCAGGCCUGCGGGACUCCUCCCCGAGGAGCCGGCUGAUGACGGAGAGACCCACCGGAGAGGACUCCUCUCGACCGGAACCCGGUCUCGCCUCCGAACAGGAUUUGAGUCCAGGGUCUGAAGUCCGGGUCUCCCUGGACCACGUCAUCGAUGACGCGCUGGUGGUGUCCUUCCGGGUGGGGGAGCAGCUGUUCUCCGGGGUGCUGAUGGAUGUCUCCAGAAGGUUCGGCCCGUACGGGAUCCCCAUCACGGUGUUCCCCAGACGAGAUGACCAGAGUCGCCCUGUGCAGUCACCGCCGGCGGCCAUGGUUGUCCCGCCCAGCCUACAGGAAGGUGUACCUGUGACUCCGCCCCCCCCCUGGACCUCCAAGCCGCCGCCUCUGUUCCAGGACGGGGCGCCGUACCCGCCUCCCCUGUUCAUCAGGGACACCUACAACCAGGCCUUACCUCAGCCGCUGCCACGCAAGAUCAAACGGCCAAAGCGGCGCUACCGCUCUGAGGAGCCAACCUCCAUCAUGAACGCCAUCAAGCUCCGCCCCCGCCAGGUGCUCUGCGACAAGUGCAAAGGUGUGGUGGCGUCCAGCGGCCACAGGGAGUCCCGGCGAGGCCCGGGGGAUCUGAGGGGCGACGAGGCGUCGCGGCUGCGCCGGCGACCGGCCGAAGGACCGAUAUCCUCCGAGGUCAAGCGGCUGAGAAGUGACGACAAGAGAGGACGUUCUGCCGCGGACAGACGCUCGUCUUCUUCAGGGAUACGCGUGUCCUCUUCAUCGUCCUCUCAACGUGUGCUUAGGGGCGUGGCCUCAUCUUCAUCCUCACCGUCAUCCAGCAGCAUGUGUCUGAAGCUGAACCCGAAGAAGGUUCUGUCCAAAGGUUCCACCGUCGACUGCUCCGAAGCGCCGCAGGUUCUUCAGAAGCUGGCGAGGACCCAAAGACCCAAAGACCAGGAUCAGGACCAGAACCAGGACCGCUCCAAGGCCGUGACGCGGGCAGCGGCACUGCAGAACCACAACCAGAAGGUGCACUUCACGCGCCGCCUGCAGCAUCUGGGCGGCGCCGCCGUCGGCUCCCUCGUGGCGCUUCCCCCCCGGAUGCGCCUCAAACCCCAAAGGUACCGUACCGACGACAGCCAGGCGUCCUCUCCCUCGCCGUCCUCUUCCUCGCCGCCCCCCAAACAAAGCGCUCGCUCAUCGCCUCCCAAACUUACUUCAGGCCCCGAUCCAGAAUCGCCCCAAGACCCGUCACUGGACACGCCCCAGAACCUGUCCGAAGCCCCGCCCCCGACCACGGCGCGUCCUCCAACGCCCCCCUCCACCUCCUGCGCCUCCAGUUUGGGGGAGGAGGAGGCUGAGAAGAGAGGGGGAGAAGAAGAUGGGGAGGUCGUAGAGGCUCCUCCCCCCUGCUCCUCCUACUCCUCCUUGGACUCCUCCCACUCAGAGUGCAGCUCCACAGAGACCUUUGACCUCCUCCCUCCAGGAGAUCCGCCCUCCUCCGUGUUGGGGCCUCUGUGUCCCUCCUCUUCCUCUCCCUCUACCCCCCCGCCCCGAGCCGAUGGCGAGGAGGAGCAGGCCGGCGGUGAGGAAGACCAAGAGGAUGAAGGUGAACCGAAGAGGCGUCGCAAGUCUUCCACUUCCUCUUCGUCCUCCUCGUCCUCCUCGUCCUCGUCCGUCUUCUCCAAGCUGGUGUCCAAGUGCUCGCUCCCCGACGGCCGCAUGGUCUGCGUGGGCGACAUCGUCUGGGCGAAGAUCUACGGCUUCCCGUGGUGGCCGGCGAGCGUGCUGGGCAUCACGGUGUCGCGGCGAGGCGACACCGGGCUGGCGCUGCGGCAGGAGGCGCGCGUCUCCUGGUUCGGCUCGCCCACCACCUCCUUCCUGCCCCUCGCCCAGCUGGCCCCCUUCCUGGAGAGCUUCCAGUCGCGCUUCGACAGGAAGAGGAAGGGGCCGUACCGCCGCGCCAUCGCCGAGGCCGCCAGCGCCGCCAAGCAGCUCACACCGGAAGUGCGGGCGCUGCUCACCCAGUUCGAGACGUAGCAUCAGCUGCUCCGCCUCCCUCCCUGCCCCCGAAACACAGGCCCCGCCCCUCUGCCCCGCCUAUUGAGGAAUUGGGAGGAGCUUGUCCUCGGUUACCCGUCCAGCAGAGACGGCGAGCGGCAGACGAUGCUCACGCUUCCUGUUCUGGGAGCAGGGGGCGGGGCUUGGUAUUUACUUGUCAGUGGGCGGGGCUUUUCUCUGGUCGCCUCCCCCUCUCCACACAGGUCCUCAGUUUCAGGUGUUGCUGUAUUCACACUCCGAGCUCAUUGAGCGGUCGUGUGCCUCACCUGAUGAUGUCAUCGUGAUGUCAUCAGACAACAGUUGUAAAGAUAAACACCGAAUGAGCCGCGUGCUGAGGCGCGUCAAACUGAGGCCGGGGGUCUCAAACGGGGUCCAGAGCUGAGUCCCAGGGUCGGGUGGAUCAGCUGAUGAACAUGCUCUCUGAUUGGUCCCCGUAGUCCAUGACAUCAGGUCUCUGUAGUCCUGUAUGGGAUCAGGUCUCUGUAGUCCUGUAUGGGAUCAGGUCUCUGUAGUCCUGUAUCUGAUCAGGUCUCUGUAGUCCUGUAUGGGAUCAGGUCUCUGUAGUCCUGUAUGGGAUCAGGUCUCUGUAGUCCUGUAUGGGAUCAGGUCUUUGUAGUCCUGUAUCUGAUCAGGUCUCUGUAGUCCUGUAUGGGAUCAGGUCUCUGUAGUCCUGUAUCUGAUCAGGUCUCUGUAGUCCUGUAUCUGAUCAGGUCUCUGUAGUCCGGUAUCUGAUCAGGUCUCUGUAGUCCUGUAUGGGAUCAGGUCUCUGUAGUCCGGUAUCUGAUCAGGUCUCUGUAGUCCUGUAUCUGAUCAGGUCUCUGUAGUCCGGUAUCUGAUCAGGUCUCUGUAGUCCUGUAUCUGAUCAGGUCUCUGUAGUCCUGUAUCUGAUCAGGUCUCUGUAGUCCUGUAUGGGAUCAGGUCUCUGUAGUCCUGUAUCUGAUCAGGUCUCUGUAGUCCUGUAUCUGAUCAGGUCUCUGUAGUUCUGUAUGGGAUCAGGUCUCUGUAGUUCUGUAUGGGAUCAGGUCUCUGUAGUCCGGUAUCUGAUCAGGUCUCUGUAGUCCUGUAUCUGAUCAGGUCUCUGUAGUCCUGUAUGGGAUCAGGUCUCUGUAGUCCUGUAUCUGAUCAGGUCUCUGUAGUCCUAUAUCUGAUCAGGUCUCUGUAGUUCUGUAUGGGAUCAGGUCUCUGUAGUCCUGUAUCUGAUCAGGUCUCUGUAGUCCUGUAUGGGAUCAGGUCUCUGUAGUCCUGUAUCUGAUCAGGUCUCUGUAGUCCUGUAUCUGAUCAGGUCUCUGUAGUCCGGUAUCUGAUCAGGUCUCUGUAGUCCUGUAUCUGAUCAGGUCUCUGUAGUCCUGUAUCUGAUCAGGUCUCUGUAGUCCUGUAUCUGAUCAG
This is a messenger RNA of Pseudoliparis swirei, 4760 nucleotides long. It is a transcript of the gene pwwp2a, whose product is annotated as PWWP domain containing 2A. Gene Ontology annotation, molecular function: chromatin binding; histone binding. The record is from RefSeq and is a predicted model, not a curated record. The transcript has 5 exons. The coding region runs from base 822 to 3353 and encodes 843 amino acids. Gene Ontology annotation, cellular component: nucleus. Lineage: Eukaryota; Metazoa; Chordata; Actinopteri; Perciformes; Liparidae.